AUGGAACAUGCAUAUUAUUGGAAUAUUCAUGAAGAAUAUCAUCCAAAAAAUCGUUUAUUAAAAUAUUCAAAAUCAUCAAAAAUUUCUAACGAAACAGUACAAAUACUUUCACAAAUACGAAAAAUCUAUAACAAAUUACCACCAAUCAUCUAUUCUCUACAAGAUAGACAAGAAAAUGAAGACUUUAUACUUGAAUAUGAUAUCUUUGGUCAACAAUGCAAUUUACCUUUGAAAAACUUAAAAGCUAUUUGGCAACCGACAUCAUUCUAUGUUUCAGAUGGUAUCUAUGAACAAAUAAAGUGUGAUCUAUUCUCAUCUCGAAUAAAUAAAGAUUAUAUACUUCUUUGUUUAUUUCCAAUAUAUGCUGAUAUGAAUCGUCAAAAAAAAUUAUUAACUGGUCAACAAAAUGAAGAAAUCUUUCUUCCAUCAACAAAACCAAGUACAGAAUAUGAUAUUAAUAAUUUAGUUGAACGUUUUCAUAUGAUGUUAUAUAAAGAACAAGCACUUGAAAUAGGUUUAUGUCAAAAACGUCGAAGAAUCUAUAAUGAUUUAUUUGAUGAACUUAUUCGUUUAACAACACUUCAAUGUACGGAACGUGGUCUUUUACUUGGAAGAAUUAAAAAUGAAUAUGUAAAAUGGAUGAAUACAUAUGAAGAACUUUAUUCAAGUGGUAUGGCUUAUAGUUUAAGACAAUAUUUAUAUAAAGCAGAAGAAAAACAAAAAUAUAAAUAUAUUAUUCAACAAUUAGAAAAUGAUUGUCAACAAUUACAUAAUGAAAUUGAAAAAGAAUCAAUACGUUAUGAACAGUUAACUCAAUUAAUUAAUAAGGAUACAGAACAAAAUUUAUUAAAAACUAAUGUUAAUAUAUUACGAUCAACAAAUGAAAUACUUCGACGUGAUCUUCAAAAUACAUUAAAUCAUAUUUUAUCAUCAACUAUUUUUCUUGGAGAACCAAUUGAUUAUGAUAAAGAAAAAGAUUACUGA
Molecule: messenger RNA, 984 nt
Organism: Rotaria sordida
Lineage: Eukaryota; Metazoa; Rotifera; Eurotatoria; Philodinida; Philodinidae
Source: the annotation of a GenBank genome assembly